Molecule: messenger RNA, 2673 nt
Organism: Neurospora tetraspora
Lineage: Eukaryota; Fungi; Ascomycota; Sordariomycetes; Sordariales; Sordariaceae
Product: peroxisomal biogenesis factor 2
Exons: 1
Coding region: 333-2321 (662 amino acids)
Biological process (GO): protein import into peroxisome matrix
Cellular component (GO): peroxisomal membrane
Molecular function (GO): zinc ion binding
Source: RefSeq, a predicted model, not a curated record
UCACUCUCUGUCAGGCCUUCCAAGCCUUCCAAUUUGGGCUGGAACAGACUGAACGGCAACCGCCGCCCGUGCCAACCUCGGCUCCCCCGUUGUCUUGGCUCCUCCUGAGAUCAACACUAGACUCCAUCGACCUCCCGACACCACCUCCACGCACCCAUGAUCAUCGACUACCGCCGACUCUUCUAACUUUUCCCCUGGCCGUUUCUUGUUUCUCUGUUUUUUGUUUGUUCUUGUUCAACCAACCAUGUGAUACGACCUCCAUCCCGAUAAACGAAUGAUACACCCACGCCAGCCUUGAACCCUCGAAUCCGAAUCCCUCCUAAUCCGAUCCGAUGAGCGACACCAAGUCCCCCCCUCCAGGGCCUCCGCCUUCCGCUCCUGCUCCCGCUCCUGCUCCCGCUCCUGCUCCCGUUCCCGCUUCGGCUCCUGUUGCCGCUCCCGCCGCCGCCGCGCCGACUAUCCCUCCUCCUACCUUGCCGGCAAACAACACCUUUGCCCUCGCCCAGCAGCGACUAAUCGCCCGCCGACAGGCUCGUGAGACAGAGAACGCCGCGCGCCUCGCCGCCCAGCGCUCGGAAUCCCAACUACGGUCUCGCAUCGCCGCCUCCCAAUCCCCUUUAAUCCGACGCCUCGGCUCAUCCACCCUCUCUCUCUGGGAUGCCAUCUCCUCGCGCGAGGGCACACGGCCCGCCUUCCGCGUCGGCCAAGUCGACGCCGAACUUCUCGACGCCGAGCUCGUCGACCUCCUCCGCACCCAGGUCGGCGACGCCCUAAAAUACAUUGGCGGCGGCGUCUCGUCGACCCUCAAAGACGAAUGGGACGCCGAGAUCCUGCUCAUCCUGCGCGCCAUCCUCUUCAAGCUGACCAUCUGGGACCACGACGCGACCUACGGCGCCGCGCUCCAGAACCUGCGCUACACCGACGCCCGCAAAAACGGCCCCGUUCUCCAGCCGCCAUCGAAGCUGCAAAAGAGCCUGUACGGCUUCGUCACCGUGGGCGGCAACUACCUCUGGACCAAGUGGGAAACCUACCUGCUCGACCACGACGAGGCCUCGUCCUACUCGCUCGAGGGCCCCAACCCCAACAUCCAGCGUCUCGGCCGCCUCACCGAAUCGAUCGGCACCUUCCACGCCUUCGCCUCCUUCGCCUCCUUCCUCGUCUUCCUCCUGCACGGCCGCUACCGGACCAUCCUCGACCGGCUCCUGCGCAUGCGUCUGGCGCCGCCCACCUCGCAGGUCUCGCGCGAGGUAUCAUUCGAGUACCUCAACCGCCAACUCGUCUGGCACGCCUUCACCGAGUUCCUUCUCUUCGUCCUCCCCUUAGUGGGAAUCAACCGCUGGCGCCGCUGGCUAGCACGCACCUGGCGCCGGACCAAAUCCAUUCUCUCCACCUCGGCCAGCAACGAUCCCACCCAAAACAAGGGCGGCGAAUUCGCCUUCCUCCCCGAACGCACCUGCGCCAUCUGCUACCAGGACCAAAACAGCGCCAAGUCCGAAGCCGAGCUUCUCGCCGCCGCCUCCUCCUCUUCAGGCGUCGUCGGCUCCGCCCAGACCGACAUCACGAACCCCUACGAGGCCAUGCCCUGCGGCUGCGUGUACUGCUUCGUGUGCGUGGCGACGCGCAUCGAGCGCGAGGAAGGCGAAGGGUGGACGUGCUUGCGGUGCGGCGAGCUGGUUAAAGAAUGCAAGCCUUGGAAUGGCGAUGUCUUGUCGCCCUCUGAAGCGCAUGCAGCGGCGGCGAAUAGUGGCGGGAGGAACGUGGCGUUUGCGGCUGGCGUAAAAGAGCGACCUGACUUGAACAGACUGUCGACGGAGAGCAGCGGGAGGAGGAGUAGUAGUAAUCGGGUCUCGUUUGAUGAUGAGGUUAGGGAACGGAGGAGGGUGUCGUUUGAGGAUGAGAUUAGACCGGGCGAGGAUGCGGCUAGUGAUGAUGGGCCGGUUCGGGUGCCAGAAAAGAAAGAGACGCAGCAGACGCAAACGACGAGGGCGAUAGGAGUGGGUGCGGGUGCGGGUGAAAGUGAGGGCGAGACGGCGAGCAGUACGAAGGCUGAUCAAGAGGAGGAGGAGGAGGAAGACGACGAAGAAGAAGAAAGAGAGGAAGAAGAAGAAGAAGAGGAGGAGGAGGAGGAGACACAAUCAAGUGGUGACCUUCAGACAAGUUCUGACGCCGAGGACGCCGAGGACGACGAAGAAGAAGAAGACGAAGACGAAGAGGAAGAAGAGGAAGAAGAAGAAGAGGGCUCAGACUCGGGAUCCGAAGGUUCCGAUUCCGAAGACUACGAAGCGGAAGAAGAGGAACUUGGUCAAGAUCUUGCUUUCUAGUUCUCAUACCAUACCAGACACCCGAUUUGGUCAUUGUCAUCAGAUACUUAAGAUGGCUGGACAGACAGAUGGAUUCAAAAUUCAACGGGCGGGCGGGUUGUCACAACAUGCAACGUUGCAGAGUACGAGCGAGCGAGCAUUAGAUGGAGCAGGCAAGCAAGCGUGCAAAUUAUUUUCAGUGUAUAUGAAUGACAGACACAUCUAAGUACAAGUACAGUCAGGAAAGGUAAAGGGGUGACAAAUAAGAGUACUAUUCUAGUGCAAUGUGUGGGUACUCAAGCCUUUGUCAAGAUGAAAUAUGGACGGAGCGAGAGACCGGAUAAUACUACAUAAUGAUGAUACCCGCUCUCAG